Molecule: messenger RNA, 1270 nt
Organism: Lytechinus variegatus (green sea urchin)
Lineage: Eukaryota; Metazoa; Echinodermata; Echinoidea; Temnopleuroida; Toxopneustidae
Product: proline-rich transmembrane protein 1-like
Exons: 4
Coding region: 160-624 (154 amino acids)
Cellular component (GO): membrane
Source: RefSeq, a predicted model, not a curated record
AUUUUUUCAUACACAGUGGAUCGAUCUCGUAGAUAUAGAGGCGACGUACGCGACGACACACAGCAAGGCCAAAUUAUAUUUCAAGCCGUAUAAUUUCCGCUUCAUCGUUUCGAUUUCAUUUUUUACAGCCGAACUUCACACAGCCACUUUAAUACAGCCAUGACAGCUGAAUACAAGAAACUGGGAAAGGGUCAGGACUUGGAGAGUGGAAUGGGAUCACCCUUCUUAGACGACCCAAAUGAAUCUUGUAAUAUGGCACCACAAGCUCAAGUGAUGGGUCAGGCAAGGUUUGGCCAGCAGCCAAAUGACCAUCUUCUCUUUGCCAUACUCACAACUGUAUUCUGCUGUAUCCCGUGUGGCAUUGUAGCAAUCGUCAAGUCUGUGGAUGUUCGUAAUAAAUGGCUGGUUGGUGAUGUCGUAGGAGCUACGCAGUCUGCAAGAGCAGCCAAGCGAUAUUCAGUGUGCAGUCUUGUAUUUGGUGUUCUCUUCUUCUGCUCCUAUGUUGGGAUCAUGGGGGCAUUUGCCAUUUACAGCAUAAAAGCUAUGAAAGAGAUGGGAGAGCUCGGGCAACCUAACGGUAAUCAACUCACCAUCCUCCAUCAAUUACAGGAUCAGCAAGGGUAAAACCCAUAGGGGCUUGGUGCACACCAUGCAUCGAAGAGUUAGAAAUUAUCCUCAGCCUCAACUUCAUCUCUCAAUUUGUAGGAUAAUGUUCGAGGAAUGUGCAUCAUGUAGACGUGCUUACCUAAAUCCUUUUGCUUAACCGAGUUCCACAUUCGUUUAAUAAGCUAUUCUCAGAUAAUACGUGGUUCCCAUCAUUGCCAUAUUUCUAAUACAGCUUUUUCUGAGCUCCACUUAAAAUUCAUCUGCAUAUAUAAAUGAAAAAAUUGAAAUGAUGCAUUUUCUGGAAUCACCCCAAUAUAAAGAAAAAAAACAACUUCUAAAAUGUAAAAGAAAUAUAUAGUGAUAAAUUUGAAAAACGCCACUCACCAAUUUGAUUUAUUCUGUUUGUGUCCCACCAGUGUCUCUUCCACUUAGCUUAGACCAAAAUAAUUUAAUAUUACCUGUUGAAUUUACAUGUAGUACCAGUAAACUGCUCUGGACUGUGUUUUACAAAUCUUUGUAAAGGUCCUGACUCACAUUGUUCCGUGCAAACCUUGCUUAUGAGUUGCAGGUGAUUGCCCGCAACAAAGUUUUGAGCUUGUUCAAAACUUUUCUACGGGGAAACUGCGUGUGAGAUGCGUGCGAGAUACUGUCAACGCGGGCGACC